AUGGCUGAUCUUCCAGCAGACAGAUUAGAACCUUCACCACCAUUCAGUAAUGUUGGUAUUGACCUCUUUGGACCCUAUUACAUCAAGGAAGGAAGAAAGGAGUUAAAGAGGUAUGGUGUGAUAUUUACCUGCUUGGUUAGUAGGUCAAUUCAUAUUGAAACUGCAAACACUUUACAAUCUGACUCUUUCAUAAAUGCUUUGCGAAGAUUUGUUUCUCGAAGAGGUCAUCCCAAGGUUAUCAGAUGUGAUAAUGGAACCAACUUCCAUGGGGCUGAGAGAGAACUUAAGGCAGCUCUUGAUGAGAUGGAGGAAAAGAAGAUUGAGAAGUAUUUGUCGCAUCAUCAUAUUGAAUGGAAAUACAAUCCACCUGCAGCAAGCCACAUGGGUGGUUGUUGGGAGCGCCAAAUCAGAACAAUUAGAAAGGUGUUGUCUGCACUGGUGAAGGAAUUUGGUGAAAGGCUAAAUGAUGAAAGUUUACGGACUCUGCUUUGUGAGGUUGAGAGCAUCGUCAAUUCAAGACCAUUAAGGUGGAGAUGCGUUCAAUAUCUGACCAACCUGUUUUGGUCAAGAUUUAGAAAGGAGUAUUUGAGCACUUUACAGACUAGACAAAAGUGGAAUGAACCGAGAAGAAAUCUAAUGGUUGGCGGCGAUGUGGUCUUGGUAAAGAGUGACAUUGAGCCAAGGAAUCAGUGGCCAAUGGGGCGAGUGAUAGAAGUAUACCCUGAUGACAAAGGAACAAUUCGCAGUGCCAAGAUUAAGACACCUUCUUCGGUUAUUGUCCGCCCUAUUCAGAAGCUAGUGUUAUUAGUUGAAGGCUAG
This is a messenger RNA of Macrobrachium nipponense, 819 nucleotides long. RefSeq lists its product as uncharacterized. The transcript has a single exon. Gene Ontology annotation, molecular function: nucleic acid binding. Bases 1 to 819 code for a protein of 272 amino acids. NCBI's taxonomy places the organism in Eukaryota, Metazoa, Arthropoda, Malacostraca, Decapoda, Palaemonidae. The record is from RefSeq and is a predicted model, not a curated record. Gene Ontology annotation, biological process: DNA integration.